This is a messenger RNA of Anolis sagrei ordinatus, 2701 nucleotides long. Its product is annotated as heparan sulfate glucosamine 3-O-sulfotransferase 1-like. The record is from RefSeq and is a predicted model, not a curated record. NCBI's taxonomy places the organism in Eukaryota, Metazoa, Chordata, Lepidosauria, Squamata, Anolidae. Gene Ontology annotation, molecular function: [heparan sulfate]-glucosamine 3-sulfotransferase activity.
GCGCGAGGAAAGGAGGGAGGGAGGGAGGGCGCGCGCCCCCGCGGCCGCCGAGUUGGCGAAGAUGCGCGAGGCGUCAUGAAUCCAUUCAUGAACUCUCCGCCAGCGCGGGAAGAGUUGCGUUCCCUCCAAAGGAAAAAAAAAAGAAAAACUCUCCUCUCCCUUUCCUUUUCAUCUCUUCUUCUUCUUCUUCUUGUGGCUCUGGUCACUGGGGCUGAUUAAUGAAUCAUGAGGCGGCGGCUGCUGCUGCUGCUAAUGCAUUUAUCUGGGGCAGACCGCGCUGCAGCCUCCCGCCUCAACCGCGCGAAGAAGUCGUGAGUGAGGGAAGAAGAAGGCGAGGAGCCGGCAGGAGUCCGGCAGGGAGCCUCUUCCAGCCUCGGCGGCGGCGGACCCUCGCUCUCCAUGGCGCCCGGGGAGGUUUUAUCACAUGCAGAAAGAAGCAUUACUCCAUGGAACAAUGUUUUGAGUUCCUGCUGUCACAUUACAGUAGCCGGAGUCAUUGUGCAUUAUUUCCAAUAUUCCUAAUGUCAACUACUCUAUAAAUCCAGAUGCUUAAGAAACCCAUUGCUACAUUGGUCCCAGUUCCACCGACUCGCUGCUCAAGAGGAAACACACUCCCUGUUUCAUCAGCCAAGCACAACUGCACUUUGCACUGAUUGCUUCUCCGUCUCCACAUGGCCUUUCUACUUGUGUCAGCAUACCUUUUGCUGACCCGUGCCCACGGUACUCCAGUUGAGAAUGGGGCCCUCAUGGAGACCCUGAAGUCGCAAGUCCUCUUGCUCAGCAAUAAGAGUGAACACUACUCAGCACAAGUGAGACCUCCUGGGACAAGCAGGCGAAUACCUCAAACAAUCAUUAUCGGAGUUCGUAAAGGUGGGACGAGGGCUUUACUUGAAAUGUUGGACGUGCACCCGAACAUUGUGGUGGCAGCUACUGAAGUUCACUUUUUUGACUGGGAUGAAAACUAUGUGAAGGGAAUAGAAUGGUAUAGGAGCCUGAUGCCGUUUUCAUAUGAAAAUCAAAUAACUAUUGAGAAAACACCAGGCUAUUUUACCUCGCCACAGGCUCCCGAAAGGAUUCAUGAUAUGAAUAGCUCUAUUAAACUGCUGCUUAUUCUCAGAGACCCCACGGAGAGAGUUAUCUCUGAUUAUACCCAAGUCUACUACAAUAGACUGGAAAGCCACAAGCCGGUUCAGCUCUUUGAAGACAUUGUUAUUAAAAAUGGAGUACUUAAUACCAAAUACAAGGCUAUCCAGAGGAGCCUGUAUGACAUCCAUAUGGAGAGGUGGCUGAAACAUUUCCAUUUGGAUCAAAUUCACAUAGUAGAUGGGAAUACUUUGAUCAAGGACCCGCUUCCUGAACUGCAAAAAGUGGAAAGAUUUCUUAACCUGCCUUCCAAAAUCAUGUCUUCAAAUUUUUAUUUUAACCAGACCAAGGGGUUCUAUUGCAUUAGGAGCGAUGGAAGAGAGAGGUGUUUACACGAAUCAAAAGGGCGCCCACAUCCUAUUGUCAACAGUACUGUUUUAGAGCAACUGUACUCUUACUUCAGAGAGCACAAUGCAAAAUUUUACAGAAUGAUUAAACAUUCUUUUGACUGGCAUUAGUUACUUUUGGGUUGAAGACAAAGAUUUAUAUAUAUAGUCCUGCCGUAAUUUAUUUGAAAGCACUUCCUUAUAAACUUUGGGUUGCAUUUGCCUUGAUGUGAAGACCAGCGUUUGCUUCCCUGGGUUGUAGCACUAGGAGUCGAUUAUGUUAAAUGGCAGGCACGCUUUUAAUCUGCGGGAUUCAUAUUGGCUUGUAACUAUAGUAAUGAACUUGAUUGCACCAGUCCAAGGCCACUGACUUCAAUGGAGUUAUUUCAAAGUUACACGUGUAUAGCCGAACUAACUCAUUUGUCUCUUUUUAUUCAAAUUUAUGAGCAAAUGGAAUCUCACAAAUAACCAUUCCUUAACUGAUGGGUUUUUUAAAAAAAAAAUGUGAAACUGAAAUGGUAUAAUUCUAAUAUAUGGGUUUGUUGGCUGCUUUUAUUUUUCUCUCCAAUUCCAUGACAGUGAGAUUGAUUUCUAGAAAUUAUUAUUAUUAUUAUUAUUAUUAUUAUUAUUAUUAUUAUUAUUAUUAUUGAAAAUGGGGAGUUAAACUGGCUCUAUUAUUUUUAAAUCUUUUUGUGAAAUGAAAAUUGUGAAGUAUAUCCAGCUUAAAUGAGUUUGGAGAAUAUUAUUUCCCAUGGAUCUCCUCCGUUUAGAUUAUUUGUAUAUUAUUACCCAUAUGAGUAAGAAAAUUGAUUAACCUCUUUGAGCAAGACUUCAGCUUUUAUUAUUCACAAUACAAGUAAAUGAGGGCUCUAAAAAUUGUCCCGUUUGACACCUAGACAUCAGAGAUCACACAGCUAUACAUUUAAUCACAAAUAUUCUGAACCAACUGUUUGUUUUCAAGUACCCUUCAUUAUUACACACUUAUUGGACUUGUUUGUAUUUUGUAACCAUUUGUUCCAAUUGUUUAUAUUACUAAUUUGGCACAGAAUUUAUAGCAAAAAAAUUAAUUGCCUGCUCUCCAAUGUGUGGAGUAACUUUUGUAAUAUCUAUUUGCAAAUCAUAAGAUGUACUCAGAGUGCAAAGUAACUUUAUGUGGUAUUGUAUACUAUACACACAAUAUUCAAAAUAUCAAGUAUGGGUUUCUGAUUUAUCUAUAAAAUUAUCAAUCUAUA